Labeo rohita (rohu) is the source of this 4548-nucleotide messenger RNA. It is a transcript of the gene lrrn2, whose product is annotated as leucine rich repeat neuronal 2. Gene Ontology annotation, molecular function: protein binding. Gene Ontology annotation, cellular component: extracellular matrix. The transcript has 2 exons. Bases 627 to 2798 code for a protein of 723 amino acids. Lineage: Eukaryota; Metazoa; Chordata; Actinopteri; Cypriniformes; Cyprinidae. The record is from RefSeq and is a predicted model, not a curated record.
UCCACUUCAUCUCUCUUGCUCAAGUACGCAAGCCACUGACAGCAACAGCCACACACAGACAAGAGAGAGAGAGAACGAGAGAGAGAUCGGAGAACACACAGAUCCGUCCUCUGUAGAUCGCCUACACAGUGUCAGAAAUAGAGCUGAGUUUAAGGCAGGUGCGUGCAAAGCGUCUGCAUGAGACCCUGGGCGGUACGCUAAUACACAAUCUGAGAGAGGAUACAGGUUGAUUGACUAACGUCAAGAAGGAAAACGAGAAAAAACGUGACGACAACAAAAAGGAAAGAAGAAGAGACCGAGAUGUACGCUGAAAUGACCCGUAUCUUCACGGUGUGUCCCUAAACCAAUUCUAAAACCUACUCUACUGUGCUAGGAUGUAAGAUCAAUGGAGUGAGACUGGAGAGAAUUACAUUCAUCCGAAGGAGACAGAAAAGGGAUUUUGAGAUACUCGUGUGACUACUUCACAAGACAGGAUAUGAAGAAACAGAUCAUGCUUCAUCUCUGAGACAAUUUAUUUAGCAAAAUUCAACUAAACCCUUGGUUCUCCUGUCACAUGAACUUGAGCGAUAAGUGAGAGACUGAAUAGUCUAGAUCACAGUGAAUCUGCAUUAAGUUAUAUCAAUUUAAUGAUGAAAAUGAGACAGAUUGCAAUAUUUCUUCUGCACAUGCAUCUGCUGCUUGGAGUUGGAAGCUCCCUGGUCAUUCAGUCCAUGCCCUGGAGAGUGCCCUGCCCUCACCAGUGUGUCUGCCAAAUUAAGCCCUGGUACUCUCCCCAGUCUGUGUAUAGAGAGGCUCCUACAGUAGACUGCAAUGACCUGCUACUUAUCCAGCUGCCCACUUCCCUCCCUCAAGAGACACAAACCCUCCGGCUGCAAAGUAACCUCAUCAGUUCUGUGGACCAGAGUGAACUCCUGGGCCUUGUCAAUCUGACAGAGUUGGAUCUCUCCCAUAACAGCUUUACCAGUACCCGUAACCUGAGGAUAACUGACCUGCCAGCUCUUCUUAGCCUGCACAUGGAGGAAAACCAGCUGAGACACCUCCCAGAAGCAGCUUUCUUUGGUCUCCCUAACUUGCAGGAGUUGUACCUCAAUCACAACAGGCUUCGAAGCAUCUCCCCUGGGGCCUUCAAAGGUCUGGAUAAACUUCUAAGGCUUCAUCUCAACUCUAAUCGAUUGGUUGUAAUCGACCGCCGUUGGUUUCAUGCUUUGCCACAACUGGAGGUCCUCAUGAUCGGUGGAAAUCCUGUGGACACUAUUCAGGACCUCAAUUUUAAACCACUGAGCUCUUUGCGCAGUCUCGUUCUGGCAGGCAUGGGCUUACGUGAGAUCUCGGAGCGAGCGCUAGAGGGGCUUCAAAACCUGGAGAGCAUUAGCUUUUACGAUAACCACCUAAUAAAAGUUCCAAAAGAGGCAUUGCAAAAGUUGCCGGGUCUAAAGUUCCUGGACUUGAACAAGAAUCCCAUUCAGCUAGUGCAGAGGGGAGACUUUCGAAAUAUGCUUCACCUGAAAGAGCUUGGCUUAAACAACAUGGAAGAGCUGAUCUCUAUCGAGCACUCAGCGAUGGAAAACUUGCCUGAACUGACCAAACUGGAGAUCACAAACAAUCCUCGGCUCUCCUAUAUCCACCCUCAGGCCUUCCAAAAGUUGUUGAGUAUGGAAAGUCUAAUGCUGAACAGUAAUGCCCUGAGUGCCCUGCAUAGCCAGACAGUAAGGUCGCUGCCCAGCCUUCAAGAAAUCAGCUUGCACACCAAUCCCAUUCGCUGUGACUGCCUGAUCCGCUGGGUGGGAGCCGACAAUGACAAGCCAGUCCGUUUCAUUGAGCCUCAAUCCACAUUCUGCUCUGAGCCUCCUGAGCUGAAAGCCCGACGAGUUAAAGAAGUCUCAUUCAGAGAGAUGGCAGACAGCUGCCUGCCCUUGAUUGCCCCAAGCACAUUCCCCUCUUACACUGAAGUCAAACAUGGAGACAACGUAGCCUUGCACUGUCGAGCGCUGGCAGAGCCAGAGCCAAGUAUCUACUGGGUCAUUCCCCAAGGCGUGAGAUUGACUCCAUCCAGCAGCUAUGGGCGUUAUCAGGUUCUCACAGAAGGCACACUAGAGAUUUUUGGAGUCACUGCUGAAGAGGCCGGAUUCUACACUUGCGUUGCGCAGAACCUGGUGGGAGCUGAUACUAGAAGCUUGACUCUACAGGUGGAGGGAGGUGACCUGGUUCGUGCAAGUACUCAAAAGACAGAGGAUACUUUCGAAGUUCAGGAUGUCAAAGAAAGGUAUGCCUUACUAACCUGGCAAGCAAGCCGUAACGUCCCAAUAGCCCAUUUAUCAUGGGUGUCCAAUGGCAGUCUAGAAGACCAUCAUAGGCACAGCACUCGAAUUCUAGCUGGCACCAGGAGAUUCAACCUAACCCGUCUGCAACCAGGCACUCAUUACAAAGUUUGUCUACACAUGGGGCCAAAUGACACCUCAUGUGUCCAUCUAAGGACCAAGGAGGUGUCCAUGCCAGAUCCUUUACCAGAUCUGACCCCGGCAGUCCUGCUGGCAGUUUCAGCUCUGCUCCUUUUAUUUGCGGCCAGAGCAUGUCAUGGGGGAGCCUCAUUUGGUUGGAAGGACCACAUGCUCGAGCUUGAAAAACCCCACACCACCAUUCUGACCCAGGAGGCGAAAGCUUUUAUUGCUUCUCCAAUACCAGUAAAGUACCUGAAUCAGCAAGAUCCAGACAAAGUCCUAUCAGACGGAAGAGGGAAAGACCUCAGAAAUACUUCACCUGGGCAAGAUGCUCGGGGGCUAACAAAAGAGGCAUGCUGAGCAGAAUAAAGAGUUCAUGAAGGAUGGACAAAAAAAAUUUCCUUGGAGUAUAAGUUUCACAAAGCUCACUUUACCAAUCUGACAGUCAAAACUACUGAACAAUACUAGACAUUUAAGUGGCAGACCCGCUUCACACAACAGCGACCCAGUUUCAAAGUAUACUAUAAAAACUAAAAAAGUAAAGAAAAUAAAAAAAAGAUAUUUGUAUUUAUUUUGUAACAAAAAAGAUACAACAAAUAUAUGUAUAUUAAAAGCAUUUGUUCAUAUAUUCACAUACCGUAUAUCAACCUAGGACACUAAAGCUGUGCUGCCAAUCAUAAAUAACAGUUCAUAUAGAGUCUGUUUAUAUGCAACCUCCCAACUUUACGAGUCUGUGUCACAACAGGCCAAAUGGUUGUAGAAAGAUAAGCACUUAUAUAUUUUUAAUACUGAAGAAGAGACUGAUAUGACACGGGAAAGCAAAGAACACAAAUAGCAAGGAAGCCUCUAAAGAACUAAGUAAGAUAGAAAGUCUUCUGAAAGGCAUUCUGCAGGCUGCGGGCAACACUUUUCUUUUUGUGGUGAAAAACCAAACUUUUUUCAAAGCAGGCAUUACGAAGAGCUGAUAUAAAGGGAGGUGUCUUAAAUGUUGUAUAACUAAUGUUGUAUGUACUCUCUCUUUAACAGUGUUAAAUUGUGCUUUGUACAACGACCCCAAGAGAACACUCCAAAGUUAAGACCAUCCCAGAAAAAAAAACGAAUGUUUUUGCGCAUAAAAGAAUCUUUUUCUCCCUCAAAAACGAACUGAUCUGACAGGGGGCACAAACUUAUGACCCAAAAUGCUCAGAGUGGGAUGUUUGCCUAUUUUGGUCCCCUUGUUCCUGAAAUAUGACAGACCCUUGCUUAGAAUAACAACUCAAGUGAACAGAUGUUCUAUUCUUGAUGGACAUACUGCCUAGACAUACGUGUCGGCCUCUUUGUUCAGACAUGUCAAACAAGAAGAGAGGGUCAUGGAGGAAGCGUGUGGAACAGCCCCAUGAUGCCAUCCUUUCCAGCAAUGAAGGCAAACAUUUGGUGACAGGAAUGAGGUUCACAUCUACAUGCACACUGUUUUGUACAAAGCAAGCACGUCAGAAAUCCCAUCUCUUUCAGCACUGACGAAAAGUGCGGGUCCUGUCAGGCUGCUAAUGGGACACACUUCAUGGAAAGAUAGUGCCAACUCUUCUUUCUGUAAAAAGAGAAAAAAAGAAUUUAAAAUGGGCUUUUUCUUAAACAGUUUGUCAGGUGACUAUUCAGUGCACAGCACACAAACUCCGCUAUGACUGCUGGACAGCUAUACUAAUGAGAGACAAUCCCAGUGAAAGAGGGGUCAGAAGGGCACCGGUGUGCCCCUCUUUUAUCCAGGAAACGAAAUAAAGCAGCAUUGGGGAUUGUGAACUGUUCUCUUAUAUUCUCAAAUAUGGGGAAAUCCAUUUUUUACAAGCUGUCAUUUUAUGGUAAUUUGUUUGCUUUUUCUUUUCUUUUCUUUUUUUUUGUAAGUUUGUGGUUGAUGUGCCCUCCUGUUUCAGUGGCUCUCUCUCUCUAACUUGACCGUCUUGUCCUGAAAUUGGUUUUCCUUCAUUAUUAUUUGUUGCUCACUGGUCUUUUCCCCACCCCAAAGCUGUACAUAAGUCAAUCUGAAUUUCCUAUUCAACAUACCACUUUCUGAAAUAAUUUAGAUGACUGUGUGUUAAAUUCUAUUUUGAGCUAUUAUUAAAACAUUUUGGACUGA